UUAUUUCCUCCUAUUUUGUUGUAAACCAUUGACUUGCCAAAGCAUUUAUGACCCAGCUUUUGGAGUCCUUUACUCUGUCAGUUUCUAGGAAGUAUACCAAAGGCCUUACCAAAAUUUAUCAAAUUACUGUUAAUAAAACUGAUUCCUUCACUCUAGAGGAAACUUCUUUAACCCAGCAGGCUCGAAAAGGAUUGAGAAAAUUAAAAUAUUGUUCAUCUCAAUAGCUUUUCCCAUAACAUAUAUUUUGACGUUUAGAAAUCUUAUGCACUUUUGUUUUUUUGGUCAAAAUUUCGAGUUGCAGAUUUCAGUUGUUCCACUGAAGGACAGUGUCCACUGUGUAACUCAAUAAGACACUCUUCACUGUCAAAGUAGUUAGCCUAAUCAGAUAUUCUACCCAAAAAGUCCUAACUUUCUUUACCAAUCCAAAUAAACCUAGUAAUACGUGUGUCUCUGUGAUAGCAAGCUCACUUCGAAGACAGAGCACAGAAUGAAGCCUUAGUGUGCGUCUGUCUUUUCAUAAUAGAUUUCAACAAUGUCACUUUCAUUGUUUCUUACUGACAUUCUCUCUUCUUGGCUCUAAGAGGACUCUCCAUUCUUAGUCUAAAUAAUAAGUUUUUCUUUCACUUUCAUUAGGAGAAGGAACUUUUCUGUUCCCAGAAUACCUUUCGCUGAAGCAAUUCCUAAAGGGGUGUGUCUUAUGGUGCAAGAUUGCUGAAAGUCCCGGAAUUGAAUUACACAACCAUAUUCUGAGACAGUCACAGGAUUUGUUUUUUGUUUUUUUUUUUAAUUCCUACUUCCUGAAACUGAUGCCAUUUAUGAGAAACAGUGUAUUUCAAAGAGGCUGUACCAGAAUUCACUCUGCUCCGAGUUAGAUUUGCUGGUCUUAAAGUAUUUUUCCUCUUCAAGAUAAAAACAGGGUCUCGCUCUGCUGCCCUGGCUGGAGUGCAGUGAUGUGAUUGUGAUCAUGGCUCACUGCAAGUUCUACCUGCAGACUAGGCUCACAUUUUAGAGCCUGAGUGAGCUAUCGAUUCAUAGAUGCAUUUUCACCCCAUAUCCUCCCAUCAUCCAAUUCCAGUGUCUUUGAGGACAACUGAACCUUCACUCGAUGACCUCCUUCACUCAAAAAGUUCUUCUAAAUCAGGAAUGGAUUGAAAUCCAAUGAACUCAAACUUUGGAUUGCACAUCCUCGGACUCAACCAACCAUGGAUUGAAAAUAUUUGAAUAAAGAGAUAAGCAGAAAAUGGUGGAUAGGAGGCCGGACUAACUUGCAGCUCCCACUCAGAUGGACAGAACAGCAUGCAGAGACCCACACUGUGAACUUUUACUCCAAGAACCACCACAGGAACAUACCAAGAAAGCCCAGAGAAUCCACAGACCCUUUGAAGGAGGUGGAUUGCCGCUGCAGGCUCUGUGAGACAGCCGAGGAACUGUACUUCGGCCUUCAAGGGGCUCCUUUAUUGAGAAUCAAUGUCUUCUCCUAGGUAAUUGAUCACCCUAGACCCAGGGACUCCCAAUUCAUAGUAAUCAUCAUGAAUAAUCAAAAAGCGGUAGCCGCGCUACUGCAAGAGUGCAAGCAAGUGCUGGACCAGCUCUUGUUGGAAGGGCCAGAUGUGUCGGAAGAGGACAAGAGCGAGGACCAGCGCUGCAGAGCUUCUUGUGCCUGUCAGCCUGAGAUCACUCUCACAGAUGUCAGCCUUUGUCGGGGAAUGGCAGCUUCACUCCCCGGCGAGUUAAGGACCCUGAUCCAGGAGGCAAAGGAAAUGAAGUGGCCCUUCGUGCCUGAAAAGUGGCAGUACAAACAAGCUGUGGGCCCAGAGGACAAAACAAACCUGAAGGAUGUGAUUGGCGCCAGGUUGCAGCAGUUACUGGCGUCCCUGAGGGCCUCCAUCCUCGCUCGGGACUGUGCGGCUGCGGCAGCUAUUGUGUUCUUGGUGGACCGGUUCCUGUAUGGGCUCGACGUCUCUGGAAAACUUCUGCAGGUCGCCAAAGGUCUCCACAAGUUGCAGCCAACCACGCCAAUUGCCCCGCAGGUGGUUAUUCGCCAAGCCCGAAUCUCCAUGAACUCAGGAAAACUUUUAAAAGCAGAGUAUAUUCUGAGCAGUCUAAUAAGCAACAAUGGAGCAACGGGUACCUGGCUGUACAGAAAUGAAAGUGACAAGGUCCUGGUGCAGUCGGUCUGUAUACAGAUCAGAGGGCAGAUUCUGCAAAAGCUAGGGAUGUGGUAUGAAGCAGCAGAGUUAAUAUGGGCCUCCAUCGUAGGAUAUUUGUCACUUCCUCAGCCGGAUAAAAAGGGCCUCUCCACGUCAUUAGGUAUACUGGCAGACAUCUUUGUUUCCAUGAGCAAGAAUGAUUAUGAAAAGUUUAAAAACAAUCCACAAAUUAAUUUGAGCCUGCUGAAGGAGUUUGACCACCAUGUGCUGUCCGCCGCAGAAGCCUGCAAGCUGGCAGCUGCCUUCAGUGCCUACACGCCACUCUUCGUGCUCACAGCUGUGAAUAUCCGUGGCACGUGCUUAUUGUCAUAUAGUAGUUCAAAUGACUGUCCUCCAGAAAUGAAAAACUUUUAUCUGUGUGAAGCCAAAGAGGCCUUUGAGAUUGGCCUUCUCACCAAGAGAGAUGAUGAGCCUGUUACUGGAAAACAGGAGCUUCACAGCUUUGUCAAAGCUGCUUUUGGUCUCACCACAGUGCACAGAAGGCUCCAUGGGGAGACAGGGACAGUCCAUGCAGCAAUUCAGCUCUGUAAGGAAGCGAUGGGGAAGCUGUACAAUUUCAGCACUUCCUCCAGAAGUCAGGACAGAGAAGGCCUGUCUCAAGAAAUUAUGUCUGUGAUUGCCCAGGUGAAGGAACAUUUACAAGUUCAAAGCUUCUCAAAUUUAGAUGACAGAUCUUAUGUUCCAGAGAGUUUCAAGUGCAGGUUGGAUAAACUUAUCUUGCAUGGGCAAGUGGAUUUCCAAAAAAUCCUUGACACCUAUUCACAGCACCAUACUUCGGUGUGUGAAGUAUUUGAAAGUGAUUGUGGAAACAACAAAAAUGAACAGAAAGGUGCAAAAACAGGAGUCUGUAUCACUGCUCUAAAAACAGAAACAAAAAACAUAGAUACUGUGAGUACUACUCAAGAAAAGCCACAUUGUCAAAGAGACACAGGAAUAUCUUCCUCUCUAAUGGCUAAGAAUGUUCAGAGGGAACUCAGAAGGGGAGGAAGGAGAAACUGGACCCAUUCUGACGUAUUUCGAGUCUCCUUGGAUCAAGAUGUAGAGACUGAGACUGAGCCAUCGGACUACAGCAAUGGUGGGGGAGCUGUUUUCAACAAGUCUCUGAGUGGCAGCCAGAGCUCCAGUGCUUGGAGCAACUUAUCAGGGUUUAGUUCCUCUGCAAGCUGGGAGGAAGUGAAUUAUCAUGUUGAUGACAGGUCAGCCAGAAAAGAGCCUGGCAAAGAACAUCUGGUGGACACUCAGUGUUCCACUGCCUUGUCUGAGGAGCUAGAGAAUGACAGGGAAGGCAGAGCCGUGCAUUCAUUGUGUUCAGAGCUUCAGGAUCUCUCUCUUCAGGAACCCAAAGAUGACAAUGCAGAGCCUUCUCAAAAUCAGCCGCAUGAACAGUUGCCCUUGACACCCUUCCCUCCUCAUAAUAUCCCAGGUACUUUCUUGGCCCCUGGUGCAGGGCUUCUAGAAGGAGCUCCAGAAGGUAUCCAGGAAGUCAGAAAUAUGGCACCCAGAAAUACUUCUGCUCACUCCAGACCCUCAUAUGGUUCUGCUUCUUGGUCUUCUGAUUCUGGUAGGCCCAAGAAUAUGGGCACACAUCCUUCAGUCCAAGAUAAAGAAGCCUUUGAAAUAAUUGAUGAGUUUCCAGAAACCAACUGUGAUGCGAAAGACAGGCAGGAGAAAGAGCAGGGAGAAGAAAUCGGUACAAGAGGCACAGGCCCUACAUUUAAAGCUAGUCCCUCCUGGGUUGACCCAGAAGGAGAAACAGCAGAAAGCACUGAAGAUGUACCCUUAGACUUUCACAGGGUCAUGCACAAUUCUCUGGGAAACAUUUCCAUGCUGCCAUAUAGCUCCUUCACCCCUAAUCGGCCUGUUCAAAAUUCUGACUCCAGAAAAAGUGGUGGUUCAGUCGCAGAGCAGGGCAUCGACCCUGAUGCCUCCACGGUGGAUGAGGAGGGGCAACUGCUCGACAGCACGGAUGUCCCCUGUACAAAUGGGCUUGGCUCUCACAGACUGUGCACUCUGAGAGAGCUGCCUGGUCAGAGGGCUAAGACCCCCAAUUCCUCUGUAAGCAGUAACAUCCUCUUCCCUGUCCUCAGCGAGGACUGCACUACCACAGAGGAAGGAAAUGAGCCUGGAAACGUGCCAAAUUACAGCCAGAACUCCAGUUCAUCCUCAGCGUGGUGGCUGAAAUCACCUGUGUUUUCCAGCGGUUCUUCUGAGGGGGACAGUCCUUGGUCCUAUCUGAAUUCCAGUGGGAGUUCUUGGGUUUCAUUGCCGGGAAAGACAAGGCAAGAGAUCCUUGAGGCUCGCACCUUGCAACCUGAUGACUUUGAAAAGCUCUUGGCAGGAGUGAGGCAUGAUUGGCUGUUUCAGAGACUAGAGAAUACGGGGAUUUUUAAGCCCAGCCAACUCCACCGAGCACAUACUGCUCUUUUGUUAAAAUAUUCAAAAAAAUCUGAAUUGUGGACAGCCCAGGAAACUGCUGUCUAUUUGGGGGACUACUUGACUGUGAAGAAAAAAGGCAGACAAAGAAAUGCUUUUUGGGUUCAUCAUCUUCAUCAAGAAGAAAUUCUGGGCAGGUAUGUUGGGAAAGACUAUAAGGAGCAGAAGGGGCUCUGGCACCACUUUACUGAUGUAGAGCGGCAGAUGACCGCACAGCACUAUGUGACAGAAUUUAACAAGAGACUCUACGAACAAAACAUUCCCACACAGAUAUUCUACAUCCCAUCCACAAUAUUACUGAUUUUAGAGGACAAGACAAUAAAGGGAUGUAUCAGUGUGGAACCUUACAUACUGGGAGAAUUUGUAAAAUUGUCAAAUAAUACGAAAGUGGUGAAAACAGAAUACAAAGCCACAGAAUAUGGCUUGGCCUAUGGCCAUUUUUCUUAUGAGUUUUCUAAUCAUAGAGAUGUUGUGGUCGAUUUACAAGGUUGGGUAACCGGCAAUGGAAAAGGACUCAUCUACCUCACAGAUCCCCAGAUUCACUCUGUUGAUCAGAAAGAUGUCACUACCAAUUUUGGAAAGAGAGGAAUUUUUUACUUCUUUAAUAACCAGCAUGUGGAAUGUAAUGAAAUCUGCCAUCGUCUUUCUUUGACUAGACCUUCAAUGGAGAAACCAUAUAAGUCAUAGGCUGUAUGGAUUGGUAAUGUGACAGACCUUAGUUAUGCUCUCAAAUAUCUGGUUCUCUCCUUCCAGGCACAUAGAAUAUGGCACAGUCUGGUCCUUUGGGGCUUGGGCAGGGCUGUGACACAGGUUCUGGUCAAUGAUUUGUGAGAGGAAUUGAUCAGUAUCACUUUAAGUCCUGCAUUUAAUCAGCAGCACGAGAUCCUGCAGAGCCUCUUUCCCUCUGCCACAGUUACCAAGAAUGUGUCAGGAGACUGCUGCUUCUGGGCAUAAGUCCUGCAAGGAAAGCAACAUGGAAAACAGCCCCAACUCACCCAUAAGGGAUGCAAAGCACUGCUGAGAAAGGCAUGUGUUGUUUAAGCCAUUGAGAUGUUAGAGCUUUUUGUCACUAUCUAUCAAGACUGAUGCUACUGGGGCUUUUCCUAUUGAUUUGGAAGUUCUUCACAUAUUAAAAAAAUGUGAGCCUUUGUGAUACAAAUUCAA
Molecule: messenger RNA, 5807 nt
Organism: Cercocebus atys (sooty mangabey)
Lineage: Eukaryota; Metazoa; Chordata; Mammalia; Primates; Cercopithecidae
Gene: ALPK1
Product: alpha-kinase 1
Exons: 18
Coding region: 1530-5330 (1266 amino acids)
Biological process (GO): protein phosphorylation
Molecular function (GO): protein serine/threonine kinase activity; ATP binding
Source: RefSeq, a predicted model, not a curated record